Messenger RNA from Pseudozyma flocculosa PF-1, 2871 nucleotides. RefSeq lists its product as uncharacterized. Bases 1 to 2871 code for a protein of 956 amino acids. NCBI's taxonomy places the organism in Eukaryota, Fungi, Basidiomycota, Ustilaginomycetes, Ustilaginales, Ustilaginaceae. The record is from RefSeq and is a predicted model, not a curated record. Gene Ontology annotation, molecular function: inositol hexakisphosphate kinase activity; diphosphoinositol pentakisphosphate kinase activity; 5-diphosphoinositol pentakisphosphate 1-kinase activity. Gene Ontology annotation, biological process: inositol metabolic process; inositol phosphate biosynthetic process. The transcript has a single exon. Gene Ontology annotation, cellular component: cytosol.
AUGGAGCGGAUCCAGCUGGGCGUGGCGGCCAUGGACCGCAAGGCGCGGUCCAAGCCCAUGCAGAACAUCCUCAACCGCCUGAUAAACACCAAGGAGUUUGACGUCACCAUCUUUGGCGACAAGGUCAUCCUCGACGAGCCCGUCGAGGACUGGCCCAUUGUCGACGUCCUCAUCUCGUUCUUCUCGACGGGCUUCCCGCUGGAAAAGGCCAUCUCGUACGUCGACCUGCGCAAGCCGGUGCUGGUCAACGACCUGCGCCUCCAGCAGAUCCUGUGGGACCGCCGUGCCGUGCUCGCCAUCCUCGACAAGGCCGGCGUGCCCACGCCGCGCCGGAUCGAGCUGGACCGCGACGGCGGGCCGACGAUCGAGCCGCAGGUGGCCGAGGACCUGCAGAAGCGCCUCAACCUCGACCUCCAUCACGACCGCGGCGCAAAGGAGAGCUUCCUGCGCGACUACGACACGCUCGUCAUCGACGGCCGCGAGAUCCGCAAGCCCUUCGUCGAGAAGCCCGUCAGCGGCGAGAACCACAACAUCCACAUCUACUUUGACCGGGCGCGCGGGGGCGGCGGGCGCCGCCUCUUCCGCAAGGUGGGCAACAAGUCGUCCGAAUUCGACCCCAACCUCUUCGAGCCGCGCACCGACGGCUCCUACAUCUACGAGGAAUUCAUGGACGUCGACAACGCCGAGGACAUCAAGGUGUACACGAUCGGCCCCUACUUUGUGCACGCCGAGACGCGCAAGUCGCCCGUCGUUGACGGCCUGGUCAAGCGCAACCCGGACGGCAAGGAGAUCCGCUACAUCACCAAGCUCAGCGACGACGAGGUGCGCAUGGCCACGAGCAUCUCCAAGGCGUUCAAGCAGAACAUCUGCGGCUUCGACCUGCUGCGCGUCGGCGGCAAGAGCUACGUCAUCGACGUCAACGGCUGGAGCUUUGUCAAGGGCAACGACUUCUACUAUGACAAGUGCGCCGAGAUCCUGGCCAAGUUCUGCAAGUCGAGCGUGCCGCGGCGGCCGCUGAGCAGCGCCGGCAGCGUGUCGCCGCGCGAGCGCGAGCGAUCGGCCUGGACGCUCAAGGCCAACGUCACCGUCUUCCGCCACGGCGACCGGACGCCCAAGCAGAAGCUCAAGCGGUCGUUCAAGGUCAAGGACGCCUGGACGGCGCCGCUCAUCGAGCUGCUCCAGGGCCGGCGCGAGGAAAUCAUCCUGCGCCAGCAGCUCGACCUAGUCUCGACGGCGGCCGAGCGCGCCAUCGCGCUGCCGGGCGCCCAGAAAGAGGACCUGGAGCUCGUCAUCGAGGUCAUCAAGCGCAAAAAGGACAUGCCGGGCACCAAGGUGCAGAUGAAGCCCAGCUUCGCCAAGCAGACGGGCGAGCUGGAAAAGAUGCAGCUCAUCAUCAAGUGGGGCGGCGAGUUUUCGCAUGCGGCGCGCCACCAGGCAAAGGACUUUGGGCAGAAUAUGCGGCGCGACAUCAACAUCAUGAACGACGCCGCCCUCGCCAACUGCACCAUCUACACGAGCUCCGAGCGCCGCGUGACGGCGUCGGCCGAGAUCUUUGCGGCCGCCUUCCUCGACGACGGCAAGUCGAGCGGCGACCGCGAGAUGGUCAUCCGAAAGGACCUGCUCGACGACAGCAACGCGGGCAAGGAGGUCAUGGACGCCGUCAAGAAGAAGCUUAAGCGGUCGCUGCAGCCCGACGGGCCCGAGGCCGACGCGCGGCCCGACGACUGGCCCGACGAGCUGCCGCCUCCGUCGCGGCUGGCCAGCGAGAUUGCCGGGCUGCUGCGCGGGCUGCGCCAGACGAUGCGCGACAACUACCGCGCGCUCGACGUGGAGCGGAUCCAGGCGCGGUGGUGCACCCACGAGACGCCGGCCUUGUUCCGCGAGCGGUGGGAGAAGCUGUUCAACGACUACGACGACGAGCCCCACGACCCUUCGCGCUCGAGCGAGCUGUACGACAUGCUGUCGCACGACGGGCUGCACAAUCGCGCCUUUAUCGAGGCCAUCUUUGCCGACCGCGCCGAGCCGGACGCCGCCAAGCGCCUCGAGCGCCUCCACGAGCUGUACAGCAAGGCCCUGGCCCUCUUCCAGUUUGUCUGCCCGCGCGAGUACGGCAUCACGCCCGAGGAAAAGGAGGAGAUUGGCUUCCUCACCUCGAUGCCGCUGCUCAACAACGUCGUCGACGACCUGCGCGCCGCCCAGGACGCCAAGGGCCUCUGCUCGCUCUACUUUACAAAGGAGUCGCACAUCCACACCUUGCUCAACCUCGUCCUCGCCUCGGACCUGCCCAUAGUCAUGCCGCGCAUCCCGCCGCUCGACUACUUUGCCAGCAUCACCUUUGAGGUCUACGAGCGCAACACGGCGGCGGCCGCGACGGCCGGCGGCGGCAGCAACGGCUCCGCGUCGUCGAACAGCUCGCUGCACAAGUCGCCCUCGACCAACUCGCUCUCGACGGCGGCGGCGACGACCACGGCGCAGCCAUCGUCCUCGUCGCAGCAGCAGCAGCAGCAGCAGCAGCAGCAGCAACCUUCGCCUUCGGCAGCACCGACGCCGGCGCCGCAGUACGCGCUGCUGAUCAGCGUGUCAGAGGGUGCGCACAGCUCCAACAUCCUCUCGAUCAACCUGGAUGCGCGGCACGCGCUGACGCCGCUGCCGCGACGGCCGCUGACGACGUACGUCGACCUCGACGAGGCGCUGGCCAAGCUCUCUGCGCACUCGGCGCGCGAAAACUACGAGGCGGCCCAGCUUGAACGCGGACAGGUCGAGGGCGCCACCGUCUUCUUCGGUCUCGAGGACCCGGAUCGACAGCUCAUGCCCAUCAAGCAGCGCAGGGAGAGCAUCGAUACCGACCGCGGAUCCAUCAAGCAGGCCUGA